Molecule: messenger RNA, 3939 nt
Organism: Pelmatolapia mariae (spotted tilapia)
Lineage: Eukaryota; Metazoa; Chordata; Actinopteri; Cichliformes; Cichlidae
Product: NACHT, LRR and PYD domains-containing protein 12-like
Exons: 14
Coding region: 127-3939 (1270 amino acids)
Biological process (GO): intracellular signal transduction
Molecular function (GO): protein binding
Source: RefSeq, a predicted model, not a curated record
CUGUCCCACAAGCCCCUCCCUGUUUUUUCCUUCCCGAAGUUUUUCUCUCCUGAACUUUGACGCUGAUCGUCUCCGUGUGAAGCUCCGUGUUAAGGUAGAAAGUGUGUGUGAGCUGAAUUGAGCAGCAUGGAUCAGUGUGAGGACAGAGAGGAGGGAGUCCCUCCCUCUAAAAGCACUCUGUGUGGGGAACAUGAGAGCCAGACCAAAGCUCAGAGGAACCCACCUGGACCUCCACCCAGCUCUGUGUCCUUACAGAGUGACGCGUCUAAAGAUGAUCCCUAUAAUUUUAAAGUGUCUGCUGCAGAGAGAGGUCAGAGGUCACAGUCUGCAGGGUCCAGCUGUCCAUCUGUGAGGAGUGACCGGUCCAAACCUGAAAAUCCAGACUUCAGUGGUGAACCUGGACCAACGAGAGUGGACCAGCAGAGCUCAGAGGUCCCCAGUGGUCAGUCUGCCCAGCAGCAUCAAACACAGCUGGACUCCAUAUUUAUGCUGCUGGAGGACAACAUCAUCACUUUUGUGAAGAACGAGCUGAAGAAGAUCCAGAAGGUUCUGAGUCCAGAUUACCCAGAAUGCUUAGAGAGUCAGAGGAGCAGCAGCAGAGAGGCAUUUGUGAAGAUCACAGUGGACUUCCUGAGGAGAAUGAAGCAGGAGGAGCUGGCUGAACGUCUGCAGAGCAAACUUCAUGCUGCAGUUUGUCAUCGUAACCUUAAAUCCACCCUGAAGAAAAAGUUCCAGUGUGUGUUUGAGGGCAUCGCUAAAGCAGGAAGCCCAACCCUUCUGAAUCAGAUCUACACAGAGCUCUACAUCACAGAGGGAGGGACUGCAGAGGUCAAUGAUGAACAUGAGGUCAGACAGAUUGAAACAGCAUCCAGGAAACCAGACAGACCAGAAACAACCAUCAGACAAGAAGACAUCUUUAAAGCCUCACCUGGAAGAGAUGAACCAAUCAGAACAGUGCUGACAAAGGGAGUGGCUGGCAUUGGGAAAACAGUCUUAACACAGAAAUACACCCUGGACUGGGCUGAAGACAAAGCCAACCAGGACAUCCAGUUCAUAUUUCCAUUCACUUUCAGAGAGCUGAAUGUGCUGAAAGAGGAAAAGUUCAGCUUGGUGGAACUUGUUCAUCACUUCUUUACUGAAACCAAAGAAGCAGGAAUCUGCAGCUUUGAAGACUUCCAGGUUGUGUUCAUCUUUGAUGGUCUGGAUGAGUGUCGACUUCCUCUGGACUUCCACAAAACUACAAUCCUGACUGACCCUAGAAAGUCCACCUCAGUGGAUGUGCUGCUGAUAAACCUCAUCAGGGGGAAACUGCUUCCCUCUGCUCGCCUCUGGAUAACCACACGACCUGCAGCAGCCAAUCAGAUCCCUCCUGACUGUGUUGGCAUGGUGACAGAGGUCAGAGGGUUCACUGACCCACAGAAGGAGGAGUACUUCAGGAAGAGAUUCAAAGAUGAGGAGCAGGCCAGCAGGAUCAUCUCCCACAUCAAGACAUCACGAAGCCUCCACAUCAUGUGCCACAUCCCAGUCUUCUGCUGGAUCACUGCUACAGUUCUGGAGGAUGUGCUGGAAACCAGAGAGGGAGGACAGCUGCCCAAGACCCUGACUGAGAUGUACAUCCACUUCCUGGUGGUUCAGGCCAAAGUGAAGAAGGUCAAGUAUGAUGGAGGAGCUGAGACAGAUCCACACUGGAGUCCAGAGAGCAGGAAGAUGAUCAAGUCUCUGGGAAAACUGGCUUUUGUUCAGCUGCAGAAAGGAAACCUGAUCUUCUAUGAAUCAGACCUGACAGAGUGUGGCAUCGAUAUCAGAGCAGCCUCAGUGUACUCAGGAGUGUUCACACAGAUCUUUAAAGAGGAGAGAGGACUGUACCAGGACAAGGUGUUCUGCUUCAACCAUCUGAGUGUUCAGGAGUUUCUGGCUGCUCUUCAUGUCCAUCUGACCUUCAUCAAGUCUCGAAAAAAUCUGCUGGAAGAACAACAGAGAACCUCAAUGUUGUCUAAAUUAAUUAACAAACCAAACCUACAAUCCUUCCACCAGAGUGCUGUGAACAAGGCCUUACAGAGUUCAAAUGGACACCUGGACUUGUUCCUCCGCUUCCUCCUGGGUCUUUCCCUGCAGACCAACCAGAGUCUCCUACGAGGUUUGCUGACACAGACAGGAAGUAGCUCAAAGACCAAUCAGGAGACAGUCCAGUACAUCAAGAAGAAGCUCAGUGAGAAUCUGUCUGCAGAGAAAAGCAUUAAUCUGUUUCACUGUCUGAAUGAACUGAAUGAUCGUUCUCUAGUGGAGCAGAUCCAACAGUCCCUAAGAUCAGGACGUCUCUCCACAGAUAAACUGUCUCCUGCUCAGUGGUCAGCUCUGGUCUUCAUCUUACUGUCAUCAGAAAAAGAUCUGGAUGUGUUUGACCUGAAGAAAUACUCUGCUUCAGAGGAGGCUCUUCUGAGGCUGCUGCCAGUGGUCAAAGCCUCCAACAAAGCUCUACUGAGUGGCUGUAACCUCUCAGAGAGAAGCUGUGUAGCUCUGUCCUCAGUUCUCAACUCCCAGUCCUCUAGUCUGAAAGAGCUGGACCUGAGUAACAACGACCUGCGGGAUUCAGGAGUGAAGCUUCUGUCUGCUGCACUGCAGAGUCCACAUUGUACAGUGGAAACUCUCAGAUUGAAGGACUGUGGUUUGUCAGAGAUCAGCUGUGAUUAUCUGGCAGCAGCACUGAAGUCCAACCCCUCGUAUCCCAGAGUGCUGGACCUGAGUGUAGACUACAACAACCUGCAGGAUUCAGGAGUGAAGCAGCUGUGUGUUCUUCUGGAGAAUCCACGAUGUCGAUUUGAAACUCUGAGAUUGGUGGGCUGUGAUUUGUCAGAGAUCAGCUGUGAUUAUCUGGCAGCAGCGCUGAAGUCCAACCCCUCCCAUCUGAGAGAGCUGGACCUGAGUGGAAACUACAAAAACCUGCAGGACUCAGGAGUGAAGCAUCUGUGUGGUUUCCUGGAGAAUCCACGAUGUCGAUUUGAAACUCUGAGACUGAGUCUCUGUGACCUGUCAGAGAGAAGCUGUGAAGCUCUGUCCUCAGCUCUCAGCUCUCAGACCUCUAAUCUGAGACAGCUGGACCUGAGUAACAACGACCUGAAGGAUUCAGGCGUGAAGCUUCUGUCUGAAGGACUGAAGAGUCCACACUGUACACUGGAAACUCUCAGUCUGUCAGGCUGUCUGAUCACAGAGGAAGGCUGUACUUCUCUGGCCUCAGCUCUGAGCUCCCAUCUGAGAGAGCUGGACCUGAGCUACAAUCAUCCAGGUGACUCAGGAAUGAAGCUGCUGUCGGCUGGACUGAAGGAUCCAGGCUGGAGACUGGACACUCUCAGGGUGGAGCCUGCUGGAGUCCGAUGGUUGAGACCAGGUCUGAGGAAGUAUUCCUGUCAACUCACAAUCGACACAAACACAGUGAACACAAAGCUCCAACUGUCUGACAACAACAGGAAGGUGACACAUGUGGAGGAGUUUCAGUCAUAUCCUGAUCAUCCAGACAGAUUUGAUGUUCAUCGUCAGCUGCUGUGUAGAAAUGGUCUGACUGGUCGCUGUUACUGGGAGGUCGAGUGGAGAGGAAAAGUUUAUAUAUCAGUGAGUUACAGAAGCAUCAGAAGCAAAGGAGGCAGUGACUGUGGGUUUGGACACAAUGAUCAGUCCUGGAGUCUGGAGUGCUAUAAUAGUGCUCCUUGUUAUGUCCUCCACAAUAACAGAGAAACAUCCAUCUCCUCCUCCUCCUCCUCCUCCUCCUCCUCCUCUGUCUCUAACAGAGCAGCAGUGUAUGUGGACUGUCCUGCUGGCACUCUGUCCUUCUACAGAGUCUCCUCUGACACUCUGAUCCACCUCCACACCUUCAACACCACAUUCACUCAAACUCUUUAUCCUGGGUUUAGGUUCUGGUCUGGUUCCUCAGUGUCCCUGUGCUGA